Molecule: messenger RNA, 1379 nt
Organism: Maylandia zebra (zebra mbuna)
Lineage: Eukaryota; Metazoa; Chordata; Actinopteri; Cichliformes; Cichlidae
Source: RefSeq, a predicted model, not a curated record
GCUGUGGUGGCUGUCAGCAGCUGUUGGAGCUGCUCUGAGGCGCAUUCAGCUCCGUCAUGAAGCUCAGGCUGCUGCUCGCUCUGCUCUCAGUCUGUGAAUGUGACAGCAAGGUCAAAGGUCACACAGGUCAGGACGUCACUCUGCCCUGUAAAUAUGACAGGAAAUAUCACGCCGCUCUGUCAGCGUGCUGGCAGCGAGGAGAAAUACCAACCAGAGGCUGCUCCAAUCCGCUGAUCUCCACAGUUGGACUCAGAGUGUCAACCAGAGCUUCCAGCAGGUAUGAGCUGCUGGGCCGACUGGAGGACGGAGACGUGUCUCUGACCAUCAUGAACCUGACAGAGGGAGACGCUGGACGAUACGGCUGCAGGGUGCAUAUACCCGGCUGGUUCAACGAUGAGAAGCAUCACUUUGACCUGACCGUUGUUGAUGACCUGAGCAUCGCCACAGACGCUCCCACGGCCCGCACGACAGACACGCCCACAGAGUCGACGUCGUCCUCUCCGACUGAAGGUCAUGUGACCUCCACAGAAAGCCCCCUGACGGCCUCCUCCGGGGUGAAGCGCAGCCACGAGGGUUCGCAGACGAUGGCGCCUCUGAUCGCCGUCCUGCUGGUCUUCGUGUUUCUGCUCACGCUCGGUGGACUCGUCGUCGCCGUGAGAAGACUGAAGCAGCUCGUCAGCACCCCUCAGGAGAAGGUCGGCCCGGGUCAGCAGGUCCAGUUCAGCUCCACGGCGUCCACUCUGCAGCUGCAGAGCUCCACCGUGGACAACAUCUACCAGAUGGAGAGCGACGGUGAUGGCGGCGAUGGCGGCGAUGGUGGCAGUAGCGAUGGUGGCAGUAGCGAUGGCGGCGGCUGUGAUGGAGGUAGAGGAGAAGAUGGGGGAGACUAUGAGUACUGCCCCUGAGGUCCCACCCACCCGCCUGGAGGCGGGAUGAUAACAGGAAGCAGGAGCGUAUCUCUGAUUGGACACUUUGCUUUGAAAGGCUCCAAUCACAGAGCUCCGGGUGUGCAGCAGGUGUAGUUGCUGCCUACAGAUGUAGCGAGCUUUUAUUCUGAUAGGUUGUUUUUUCAGAGUUAACCUAUAAGAAUCCACAGUGACACAGGUGACCCCGCCCCUUUAGACACCCACGAAAGUUCCCUGUAAAGUUUUAAAGUUUCGUUUGAUGUCUUGUCAUGUGACAAGCGAGGGACUCGUGACAACACGUCCUGUCUGACACGUGACCUGAAGCCGUCAAACUGAAGACGUUCGUCAGAUUUUUAUUGUGACAAACACACAUAAGGUCAUGUGACGUGCUUGUCACACGGCACCAAUCAUCUGUUUUCUUAUUGAUCAAUAUGUUUCCUGUUGUUGUUUAAACAAUAAAAGCAUGAAAAAUGA